Sinocyclocheilus rhinocerous is the source of this 1780-nucleotide messenger RNA. RefSeq names its product ecotropic viral integration site 2B (gene evi2b). The coding region runs from base 47 to 1612 and encodes 521 amino acids. NCBI's taxonomy places the organism in Eukaryota, Metazoa, Chordata, Actinopteri, Cypriniformes, Cyprinidae. The transcript has a single exon. The record is from RefSeq and is a predicted model, not a curated record.
UUAUUUGUAAAAAUGUCUCUUUUUGGCAAGGUUCUCUAAGGACACCAUGAGGACUACUCUUUGCACACUUGUCUUCCUCUUCUCUCUACCAUGGAGUCUAAACGGCCAUUUAACAACCAGCCAUAAGAAUAUUGAGGUAACAAACACAGCAGAAAAUGCAUCAAGGCAGAGGGACUACACUAUUGAUUCUGGAACAGAAAACGUGGUUUCACUUUCAAGAAGCGUUCAGACGCAACACCUCACGAGUCACUCAGAGCAGCAAGGUAUCCGGCUGAGGACAACCAAUGGUGAAGACGAGACAUCAAGGACAAAGAGGAAUGUACAUUAUGACACACACAACUUGACUACUGCGUCAACACACCCUGAAAUGCAAAUGCAGGACGAGGUAACUCUACAAAAGGAACAAUUAAAACCAACAGAAAGUACCCGCAGACCACAUACUACAUCUCUUUUGCAGACAGAGAAUGCUACAGAAUUUAAUGCCUCUGCUAAACCACCCAAUGCCACAAGAGCAGGUGUUUCACCAGAAGAAAAGACAAGCAGUGGACUUUCUGAGACACAGGAAGCCACACAGGAAACGCCUUCUACUUCUGAUUUCACUGGACUCUAUGAUGCGCAAGCAAAUAAAACAGCCAUGGAUAGCAACAAAACCAAUACAAAUAAAGAUCUUCAAACAGCCCAGCCCUCAAUGGAGACUACAGACCAACGAAGCCCAAUGACUCAUGCCCACACUUCCGCAAUAACAACUGUUACUGAUUUCAACGGGACAGUAAGCACCAGUGGAGUGAAAACCACAGAGAGGAAAGAAGUCACAGACAAGUGGACAAGCACUCAAGGACCUGAGCUUGAGACUUCAUCUAUGACUAAGCCAAAAAAGACGUUGACCACCACUAAAAAGACCACCACAAAGCGAAGUCCACCUCCAUCUAAAGACAACCAGCAAGCGAACCCAGGUCCUGUUGUGGCGGCUGUGAUAGGCACCACUUUUGUCUUAAUGCUCAUAGCGAUAAUCUUUAUCUUGGUAAGGAAGCGGAAAAUGCAAAGAAGGCAGCUAGAAAAUCCAGAGUGGGCCGGACCCUCGCCAUUUCUGGAUGGCGAUGUUCAACCGAACUUGCCAAAUAUGGAUGAAUCCGAGACCAUCAAUAGACAAGGCUUCAACCAGAUGUCCACUUCCAGAUACCUCUCCCAACGGCUCUCAAAACACCUGACAUUCGGGAGGAACACAAGUGAGGACGUUCUCAUGGGGGACAUCCUGCAAGGAAGCACGUUUGGCAGACAAAAUCCAGAUGAGGUCCAAGCUCCCAAUGGGAACCCGACAACUGCUCAAGACUCAACUGAGACAGAAGAAAACAAAAUCCAGGAAGGUCAAGCAUCUGUGGACUCUUCCGACACCAAAACACCUGCGCCAGGAAGUGCGCAAGAACCUGUGAUGGAGAACAAAGAAUCAAAGCAGACUGAUGACCUCACUCCAUCUUUGUCUUCUGGCCCGGAUACUGUAAUUAAACCGCCUCCACCUUUAGUGUCUAUAGAUCUUGAUUCCCUUUCAGAGGAAGCAGCUCCUUUGCAAACAUCAGAUGGUGGGAUUGUUCCACCUGCUCCACCACUGCCAUAAUCUCAUGUGACUAUCUAAAAACCACCAAAACAAGACAACCAACACACUCAUAUUUGCUUUCUAAAAGUCAAACAAAUUAUGUAAACACGACUUAUUGACUUAUCGAAACAAAAAGUUCAGGACAUAUUAAAGAGGUUGUGUUUUUUAUUAGCCAACAGGCUUUAAUUA